Molecule: messenger RNA, 4825 nt
Organism: Hypanus sabinus (Atlantic stingray)
Lineage: Eukaryota; Metazoa; Chordata; Chondrichthyes; Myliobatiformes; Dasyatidae
Product: GRAM domain-containing protein 2B
Exons: 12
Coding region: 1373-2308 (311 amino acids)
Source: RefSeq, a predicted model, not a curated record
UUCACCCAUCACCUUGUGUUUCUUCCCCUCACCACCCCCUCCCAUCUUCCUGCAAACGUUCUUAUUCUGGCUUCUUCCUCCUUCCUCUCCAGGCCUGGUGAGGGGCUUCGGCCUGCAGCGUUGACUGUUCAUUUCCCUCCAUAGACGCUGCCUGACCUGCUGAGUUCCUCCAGCAUUUUGCAUGUAUUACUUUUGUUAAUUUAACGUUCGUUUUAUUUCUUCAUUAAUUCACAUCUUCCAAGUAAACCAUUUAUGAAAACAUGGCAAUUAAUGCAUGUUUUAUCGGGGUUGGGCCACCAUGGUAUGCGGGGAGCAUAUUUGGUAUUUUGCAUCACUUGAAUGUUGUUGAACCUGAUUUUUUUUUAUGUGGAAAAAAUUUUUGUUUUCUUUUAUCUGUAAUAAUCAUCUAGCAUGAUCUGGUACAACUGUUUUGGGCAGUUAAACCAGAGUGUAUCAUUAUUGCUGUUGUAAUUAUAGUAACCUGGUUUUAAAAAUUUCUCUGAACACUUGUUACAGUUCACCAUAGCAUAAUGGUUAGCACAACACCUUACAGUACCAGAGACCCGAGUUCAAUUCCCGCUACUGCCUGUAAGAGGUUUGUACAUUCACCUGUGACCGUCUGGGUUCCCUCUGGGUGCUCCCACAAUCCGAAGACAUACUGGUUGGUAGGUUAAUUGGUCAUUUAAAAUCUCCUGUGAUUAGGCUCGGGUUAAAUUGGGGGUUGCUGGGCGGCAUGGCACAAAGGGCCAGAAGGGCCUAUUCCGCACACUCUCUCAAUAAAUUUUGAGCAGACAGUGCUGACUAAUUGAAAUGUUAACUAAUUACAACAUUAUUAGGUGCACUGGUUGAAACUGCCUUGCAUGAACCAGCAUUGUGACAAAGUGCAUCAUCUACAUGUGCAUUGAGCCACCAGCUUGGAGAGCACUCAGCACACCCUCGAUAACCAGCUCUCGCUUUCACUGAAGUAUUUGUUUUAAACUAGAGGUAGUGCAAUCGCUCGUCGAGUAUGGUUUUCUGAAGGGUUAUCCCCUUGAGGGAGAAUGCCAGUGCGUGACUUCAUUUAGCGCGGGGAGGCUGAUGCAUGGGCAGCCACCACGCGGUCCUUCACAGACCGGGUCAGGGUCCAGUGGCACAGAGUGCAAGAUGACCUGGGUCGCUUCACCGCAGCCUUCCUCCACCUUCGCUGCCAUUGUGAAGUGUCCGCCAUCUUCUGCCAGCUCCACCGUUGAGGUCUUGGUCAGAUCAGAAUCAAUCUUUGUCCUUACCACCGUGGCUGACCUGGCCAGAAGCUCAGCAUCAAACGGUGUCGCUCUCGGGAUCUCAGGAACUCGCCAGCCUCUCCGCCGUGACAAGCUGUCCCAGUGAGAUUGGGAUGAUGGCUGAGAAACCGAAAAAGAACAGAAAGAAGUCGCAAGUGCUGACACCCACCUCCAGCUUGGAAAAUGAUUCCCCGACGCUUGAGGCCCAGCAAAAAGACAAAUUACAUCAACUGACGAGGUUAUCGGCCAUUGACAUUUCCGACGUAAAAAAUGAAGAGGAGUCAUACACCAGACGAAAGCUAAGCUUCUCUACUUCUAUUAGCAAGUCCAAUGCCACAUUGCACAAACAGUUUAAAGACCUUCCUGAAACUGAGAAUGUGAUUGACAGCUUUAAAUGUGCCUUGUAUAAGGAAGUUCCAUACCAUGGCAAGAUGUAUGUGACAGACAAUUAUAUUUGUUUCUAUAGCAGCAUUCUAAAGGAAAUCAAGCUUGUUGUUCCAGUCACCGAUGUGGUUGUGUUGAAGAAGCAGAACAUAGCCUUCGUUGUUCCCAGUGCCCUAUGUAUCAAAACGUCAGAAGGAGAGAAGCAUUUGUUUGGAUCACUGAGAUCAAGGGACUUGACUUUUAAAGUUCUGAAGUCAGUUUGCCCACAUCUGGAGACUGCAAGUCCCUCAAUUAGUCCUCAAGCUUCAAUACCUGAAAACAGUUAUGAUGCGGAAACUAAAAUUUUACAGGAACUGAAUCAAUCUAGCCUCGAAGACGAUAGCCAAGAACUGGACACUGUUGACUGCAUUCAGGAUUCAGAACAACCAGUGUCCACUGCAAGCAACUCCUGGUUUACCAGAGUGACAAAGAAAAUGAAAUCCUUUGCUGCUUUUCAAGGAUUGACUGCUUUUAAUACACUCAUCAUCAUCUACAUCCUACUGGUGCUACUGUUGCUGAUUUCCUCAGGGUACAUUGGCCUCAGAAUUGUAGCCCUUGAGGAGCAGCUGAUGUCCAUGGGAGCCUGGCCAGAAAUUCAUACACAAAGCAGGUACAAAAGAACAUGAAGUUGGACCAAGCCUCAUAAGGAUGAGGAUUUGUAUUCUUGCCCUUCAACUACAUGACCAGUGGACUUUAUAACUUUUUUUAAAAUGGAGCUCUACUUACUAUAUACAGCCAUUUGUAAGAAUAGUCUACUAUUUUUAAGGCAAGUCACACUGGAUGGUUCAAGGAAAAUGAGUGCAUUUCAGGUCUGCUUGAGGUGAUCUGAGACGAUGUCUGAGGCUACGUGACCAAUUUCUGAAGUGCACCAGCAAAAAACGUCAUGGGGAAUCCUUGAACUUUUGAGGAGGGAGAUCUUGAAAGUUUCCCACUGUGAAAAAUGUUUACAUGGACAAGGAAACCUCAACUAUGCAAAGUUAGUGCUGCUGGGGAUUUGAUCUCAGUGCUGUAGAAGAUAGAAGUUAAGCUGUAUAUUUGAAUUUAGAUAUGUUCAUUGUGACGAUGAAAAUAAAUGACUGCAGAAUAGUCCUGGUUAAUUUGUUCGCUGCAGUGGGAAUUGCAAGUGUAGUUUAAUUCAAUUCUGAAGUGACUGUCAUAUAUGCAAUACUCAAUCUGAAACUAGAAUGAAAGAAAUGUUAAACCACUGAACAACAGAAGCAAAUGUAUGCAACCAAAUUACAAAGAAGAAACUAAAUUUUCCUCAACAUUCACUGCUCAUCAAGUUUAUAUACAUUGUACAAAUUUGUUCAAUACAUUAGAUUUCAGAAAGAAACAAAUUUGGGUUUUAAACUUUUUAAAUUUAAAAUUGUUUUUAAAAUCCUCAACUUGUUCUGUCCUUUAAAUUUACAGAUGAUAUCCAAAUUUCUCUCCUAAAACCUUGCAACCAUGGAAUCCUUAAGUUAUUAAAAAUCUAUUAAACUAAACCUUCAUACUCAUUUUUAGUUAUCAGGGUUAGAGGCCUCUAAAUAUUUAUCAAUUGGUGAAGAAAUUCCAGCUCAUCUUGCUGCUUUGCGUACAGUAUUCUAUUAUGCCCUAUGAUCUAUAUUACAUUAUAUUACUAUUUACAUAACAUCCUCACGGGGAACUUGAUGGCUUACUGCAGCUUCUGAAAUUUAGAAAUGCAGUCUAAGGAAAUGUACGGAACUAUGCAAUGGGUUUAAUCCAAAGAGAAAGGCCUCCUGGCAUCUUUACGAUGACUUGCACUCCAUUAACAACUUACAUAAUUUGUCAUCUGCCACACAGAAUGCUUAUUACAAAUUGCCUGCAUUUCAAGUUUCACUGUUAGCAAAAAAUGGAGCCACGCUUUGUGGUAUUUAGUAAUUAAGAGCGAUUAGAAUGAAGCAAGAAGUAAAUUCACAUAACUAUAAAGUAGGAAAUGUUGGCAUGCUCUUUUUAGGUCCUCGCAAGGACAAAUGAAGCAAGAACAAUAAAUACUAAAGUCAAUUUUUCAUUGGGUUGUAGCAUAAACUUCAUUGUGUUUGGGGGGGGGGGGAAAUAUGAUGCAAGCUAACUUGUGAUGUAGUCAAGUUUAUAAAUAUAAACUCCAACAGAAAUUUCCCUAAAAAAAAAUCUUGAUCACAAUACUUAAUCUCACCAGGUCUAACAACCUAAUAUUGCCACAGUACCUUACUCAUAAUUUUUCCCUCAGUCCAGUGAUAAAUCUUGAUUUUAACCAGUGAUUAGAAAGGAGAGCUUGAGGUCAAGACUGAAAACAAUACAAAUAAAUUCUUUAUUCAGAAAUGAUGAGCAUAAUAUCCCCCUUCCAGUACCAAGAUAGUUCUGAAGGGCAUGCACUUUUUUUUUGAAAAUGAAGGUAAUAUGAAGAAUAAAUGUAUUUAUUUCACUAACUAAAGCAUUGCCUCAACACUCUUAAUCCAAACAUAAGCCCAUUUUAUCCAGCCAUUCCAAUUCUACUGCUGGUCCUUAAUGCCCAGAGGGGCAAGAAACACUAAAAAAGUUCAUGUUUCGAGCCAAGACUCGUGGUCCCUUUCACAAAUGCUGCCUGACUUGCCGGGUUCUGCAGCAUUUUGCUUGUGAUGCUCAAGAUUUCUAGCAUCUACAGAACCUCUCGCAUUUUAAAAUGGAACUUAAGUAGGAUAAAUCUAAUUAAUUUGAUCAUGCUUUAGCACAAUGAUAUCUAAACCUAGUACUCUACAAAAUUCUAACAGUUUGUGAUACUCCAGUGAUGGGCUGUGGGUCAUCUGCCUUUGGCUGGUCUGGAGUGCUGGGUCAGCUAAGGGUGGCAAGUUUGCUUGUGGGUGAGGAGAGCAGGGGAAGAAACCCUCUUCGCAGUAGCCACCAAAAAGAGCUGGGAAAGCACCUACUUCAGCAUCUUGACAGUCAACAAUGCCUUUGGAAAUCAGUAAACAGCACAAACAUUGCUUCUGUUAUGUUUUAUUCCAAUUUUACAGUAUUUUCAAAUGUUAAUGCAAUCAAUAAUGGGGCUCUGUUUGAUUUAAGAGUUUAUAGUGUAAGUUUAUAAAGGAUGCAGCAAUUUUAUUGAAACUGCACUAAUUUAUGUUCCAUUUCUGUGAAAUGGUAUUUUCUUGGUGAAAUUAUCAACAAUAAAAACAAUUGUGCAC